CUUUCAGCAUUUCCCCAAGUCAUUCUUUGCUUUCCUUUAUACUUUUAACUAACCUCUCUUUCCUUCUUUCGGCAACACCAAAAAAAAGCAAAAUAGAUAUCAAAAACUCAAGAAUAGUAGUAAUAAUAUCAAAAUUUUCAUCAGCACUCAUUCAUUCAUCAUGUCUGUGUCGCCUUCAAAUGUUAGGUCAGUUAACUACAUCCACAGAACGUACCGUCUAUACUGGUGUUACCAGUGUCAUCGAUCCGUCAGAGUUGCCACAUCAAACAACCCAUCUGAAAUCAUUUGUCCCCGGUGUUUUGGCGAAUUCUUACAUGAACUUGAUGUAGUUAGGCCUAGGCCAAGGUCUAGACUUGUACUUGAUCUCUCUGGAAUCGAUGCAUCUCCAGAAGCUCGUCUGCUAGAAGCUCUUUCUCUUAUGCUGCUUAAUCCACAACAACCGCCACCGCAACAACAUCCAUUUCACCGUCGAAGGCGCAGCAGCUCUGAAUUUGAUUUCAGGAGAAACCGGUGGGAGUUUGAAAAUGAUAAUGGUAGUCGAGCUCCUUGGUCUUAUGACAUUCUAUUUCCUUCUUCUAACCAGAAUCCACAUUCUCGUCGUUCUCGUCGUAGAACCACCAAUGAGGACGAAGAUGAGGAUACGAGUCUGCCUACUUUUAACCCGAGUGAUCCCAGAGCUGUUGAUCCAAGGAAUUACUUUGCUGGACCAGGGUUGAACGAAUUGAUUGAGGAACUAACACAAAAUGAUAGACCUGGUCCGUCUCCGGCUCCUGCAUCAGCAAUUGAUGCGCUGCCGACGGUGAAGGUGACACAAGACUAUCUGACAAAUAACGAAUCAACUUGUCCAGUUUGUAAGGAUGAAUUUGAAGUUGGUGUUGACGUGAGAGAAAUGCCGUGUAAACAUGUCUAUCAUUCUGACUGCAUUGUUCCUUGGCUGAGGCUUCACAAUUCUUGCCCUGUUUGUCGCAAUGAGCUUCCAGCUGCCAAUGACCAGCAACAGCCUCAUGAGGAAGGUGAUAGCGAUAGUCAAGACACUUCGUCCAGUGUAGGAGGAAUGGAAGAACAUGGUGCUAGGAAUCGUCGUGGUGGGUGGCGGUGGAAUAAUUUAUCCUCUUUAUGGCCUUUCCGAUCGAGGCAACGCGAUUUUACUUCGCAUGAUGACAAUGCUUCUACUGCGACUCGUGGAGCAGCAAAUUCUUGGUGGCGUUCUUGGUUUCUUCUGUAGCAUUGCAUCUGCUGUCAAAUUAUGUACGAGUCCGAUUGAUAAGCUCUCCUGAACAUAUUUUUUAUUUUUUUUAAUUUCAGUUUGUAAGUUCAUACAUCCUGCUUCGAAACCAACAUCCCCUCUCCAAAUUUCUUCUUUUACCAAAAACAUGUAACGAGUCACAGUGUAUAUUAACUUGUACUAUAAAUUGUGUUCUAACGAACUGUUGUAGAAUUUCAAUUGGACAUAAAAAUUGUCCCAGAAUUAUAAAUGUAAAAAGAUACUUGCAUGAUAAACAAAAAUUGAUUUGAAUAUAUAA
Molecule: messenger RNA, 1523 nt
Organism: Papaver somniferum (opium poppy)
Lineage: Eukaryota; Viridiplantae; Streptophyta; Magnoliopsida; Ranunculales; Papaveraceae
Product: probable E3 ubiquitin-protein ligase RHC1A
Exons: 2
Coding region: 161-1225 (354 amino acids)
Biological process (GO): protein ubiquitination
Cellular component (GO): cytoplasm
Molecular function (GO): ubiquitin protein ligase activity
Source: RefSeq, a predicted model, not a curated record